This is a messenger RNA of Penicillium alfredii, 3777 nucleotides long. It is a transcript of the gene thtA, whose product is annotated as protein thtA. Gene Ontology annotation, biological process: mRNA splicing, via spliceosome. Gene Ontology annotation, cellular component: U2 snRNP; nucleus. NCBI's taxonomy places the organism in Eukaryota, Fungi, Ascomycota, Eurotiomycetes, Eurotiales, Aspergillaceae. Gene Ontology annotation, molecular function: protein binding; U2 snRNA binding. The record is from RefSeq and is a predicted model, not a curated record. The transcript is spliced from 5 exons. The coding region runs from base 1 to 3777 and encodes 1258 amino acids.
AUGGAUGAAGAACUGGAAGAGAUCACUACGCGUCGGACGCGUCCAACGCGUCAUAUCAAGGGUCUCAUGAAACAGUCUAUUCUCCCCAGUCCCACAUUUCGAUUCAUCAUCCCGGCUCGCAUCCGAAGCAAAUCCCACAGUGAUGUGGUUUUUAUCAGUGAGCGAUGCAUCCAGAUCAAAGAGGCGGUCGCCUUUGUGGAGCUGGAUGCUGUAGCUGAAAUCAAUCUGGCCGGCAUGACUGGAUCUAUCCUUGGAGCACAGGUCAUCGGUGUGCAUCCUCAGCUCCCCCGCGACUCGUCAUUCAAUCCUGGUAGCUCUGUGGGAAAUGAGAUUGAUCUAGAUCUUGACAACUCACCGGCUCAUAUUCUAGUUCUGGCCUUGGAUGAAAGGUUUCUUCUGUUCAUUUACUACUCAACUUCAUGCGCUUCCUUCCUUACCUACUACCGGCCGAUGCCAAGUGAAGUCAAUCUCUCUGAGAAGUAUGGCGCGCACCUGGCUGUGGAUCCCAAGUCUCGCGCAGUUGCUAUCGGCGCAGCAACCCAAUACUUUGGCAUGCUUUGGCUCAAGUCUCCUGAUGAUCUGCAACAACAGAUAGCUGGGGACAAAUUGGAUCCGAUAAGUGAUGAAAGGUUCUACAUGGCAGGUGGUGAUAUUCUCUUCAUGGAAUUCCUAUAUCCUCAAUCAGCUGAUGACAAGAGGAUCAUCUUGCUUCUCAUUACCUGCCAGGAUGGAGUGGGGAAGGCCGUGAUCUACGAAUGGAAAGAGGGCCAGGGCACGCGACGUCCAGAGAUCAAGGAGAUCAAGCUCCGAGACCAGGACAGAUUGCCGACCAUGGUUGUUCCAUUGACCAAGGAAUCUGCCUUUCUACUCAUCACACCUACGUCCAUGAUAGUCUACCAGACCCAUGACUUGACUACACCCAAGAGGUAUCCCAGCAUUCUGCCAGACACGCAGCCUGACCGAGCUGGGUUGUGGACCCGUUGGGCGAGACCAUCGCGCAAUUUGAUGUACAGCAAGCACUAUGAUGGGAUCUACCUCUGUCGAGAAGAUGGUUGGAUUUACUAUCUGGAGUUUGGAAAUGAGGCCGAACUCGAGAGCCAGACCUCGUUGGGCCAGCUAGAAUGUGGUGUUGACAAUGCCUUCGAUGUCCUGGAUGUGGGCCACGAGGGUGCUGAUUUCAUCCUCGCAGCUGGAGAGACCGGCGACGGUGGUCUCUUCAUUCAGGAGGCUCGAGAUCAACCAAAAUGUGUGCAGCGGUUCCUUAACUGGGCUCCGAUGCUCGAUGCAGUGGUUGUACCCUCGGAAAUAUAUGACCCCUCGGAGAAAGACAUAGCGCACGAUCGAUUGUUUGUCUGCUCCGCAUCCACUUCGGGCUGUGGGUCAAUCACGGAGCUUCGACAUGGCAUAGAGGCGCAAGUGGGCGUGACAGCUCCCCUCGGUGAUCUGUUAAGCAUUCGGGACAUGUGGGCCAUGACCAACGACGUCAAUGGCGGCAUUUAUGUUCUUCUCUCCCAUCCUAUGUCUUCCGUGCUUCUCUUUAUGAACCCCGAUCUCGAAGAUGGUAUCAGUGCCCUUGAUGAAGAGGAAACGGGGCUAGACACCGCCCAGACACUAGCAGCUGGAUGCACGCCCUCCGGAGUGAUUGUUCAGGUCACUGAAAAAGCAAUCCACCUAUUUGUUCCCCACCAACUAUCGUCAAACACUCGCGUCCAGUAUGAGCCCCGCGAUGCGAUUAUCACAGCCGCUGUCGAUGGCCCGGGUUCUCUGGUGGUUUCUGCAUUUAGACGUUGCAAUGAAAUGAGUCUUCAUUUCGCUCGGAUAGACCCGAUUGGGGAGACUGUCGGUAUAUCAAAAUUCGGCGAGCCUCUCAAUAUUGACAAAGAGCCCAUCUGUCUCUUGAUUCAGGCAUUUGGAGAUGGAGUGUUUGUCUUUAUGGGCACUGGCAAGGGAACGCUUCUUAUCUUCUACAUUGAGAAUGACACCGCCACAUUUCUUAUCGACGUCAAAAUUUCAAUUGAUGUCGCAGACGACAUUUCUCUGGCGAUCGAGAGCCUUGCGGUCAUCCGGACUGCCUCGGGUGGAUCUCUGCGCGCCAUCCUAUUCUGCGGUCUGCGGAGUGGCAUACUCGUUCCAUUCGAGAUCGAUUUUAAUGCUUCCUCUAUCAUCGGGCUGAAACAAAAGAAGCCACGACGCUUUGGGAGAACUGCCCUGAGGCUCCAGAGUAAAGAUAACUAUGCUCUGUUUACUUGUGGCACUGAGUUCUGGCGUGUGGCCUAUGGCCCGGGCGACAGUCCGCCCGAUUUCUUCUUUUGGCGGGUUUGGAUCACAGAUCAGAACAAUCCUGCUUACUUUCCCGUGACGCUCUACGGUUUUGAACUUGUCAAAAACCCCGGGAUAGGUUCAGGACUCAUGUCCAAUUGCCUUUUCUGCUUUGCAGAUGGAGAGCUUCUGCUGUGCGCCUUCGACGAAAAGGCCAAACCCGUCCCUCGGCGGAUUGGUCUACCGGGCAAUGCCAAAAGACUCACUUAUUCGAAAGCACUGCGCAGUCUCAUUGUGUCCUAUACAAUCGACAGCACCGAGGAUCCCCAGAGUCCCUUUGAGCGCACUGAGCAGUCCUAUAUCGAGUUCGUGGACCCAGAGUCGCAGGUCCCUGUAGCCCAUCGAAGCAGGGCUGCUAUGAAUAACGAUACUGAGCCAUGGAGACCUCAAUCGUCUAUGGGAGAGAUUAUCACUUGCAUUUUCGACUGGACUCCCCAGCGUGACGGUCAGGAAUAUCACUUGAUCGCGAUUGGCACUUCGUUCGUGGACCUUCAAGAUCAGACCCGACGCCGUGGCCGGGUAGUCCUGCUAAAGGCUGCUCGAGAUCCUGAAAAUCCUUCCCGGAUUGACUGCUUUCACAAACACAUGCAAGUGAUGCCCGGGCCAGUUCAUUGCAUGGCAUCUUACCUUGAUAGUCUGCUCGUUGGCACUGGACGUUCGGUUGUACCAUUGACAUCCAGCAAUUCCUCCACGAGAUGGACUCGCGAUGCCGAAAUCCCCCUGCCCUCUCCAGCCAUAGCGUUGUCAGUGCACCACAACCUUGUGAUUGUUACAACCUCGCGACACUCGACGAUGAUUUACAUUAUCGCCGAUGGCACUUUAGUUCGGCGCGCCACGGGUGUGGCCAAGCAUGAUGGCUUGUCCCAUUGCUUCGAUACCGACAACCCGAGCCUCAUGUACGUGAGUAUCAGAAGCGGCACUGUCCAGAUGUUCCAAGACAUCGAGGAUAAACUUGACGAUCAAACCCUUCCACCCUUCCUCGGCAGGGCAGAGCUUCCUGUGUCACUGAACAGGCUUGCUCUUGGCUCUAGGGUCCCAUCGUUCUUCCCGGCUAGGGCUCCGGUGUAUGGCUUCGGCCUCAAUGGCUCGGUCUACAAGUUGGUCGCUCUCGAGGAGCCUGAGACAAAACUCCUCCGUCUCCUCCAGAACUUGUACCAAAGGGAUACAAGCAUCUGGCCAUCUUCGUCAUCGCGCAGGAUGUAUACUCCAUCCCUUUCUGCCGCUGUCAUGGCUUCGGACCAAGGGUUUGAGGUCGAUGGAGAUAUCCUGGAUUCUCUGGCCAAGCGUGGUCCGGAAUACCUUCAGAACUUGAUCAUCUCACAAGAUGCAGCUACUGAAUCGUCUGUUGUUCUGGUCGACUGGUUCCGUGAGGCAGCCUAUGCUGUGUUGGGGGAGUCACCUAAUCAUUAUGAGGUCGUCAUAGGAUGGUUGCGGCAAAUGGUGCAUGUCGAGAUGUGA